AUAAAAGAUACCACCUAACGUUAGUUAAUCUUCCCCAAAUAGAAAAAAAAAAUGGCUUACCAUCCAAAAAGCUUUUUGGCAGUGCUCUUGGUAUUAGCACUGAUAAUUUUCAACCAGCUGGCGAUCCAAGGAAAAAAUGAUAAGGAUCCAUCGAUUAGUGGAGAGCAACUUAGGCUUAGUGUACGUAAGAAGUUCGUGAUAAUGGAUCGUAAACCGACAAGGCCUGGUCCUAGCCCAAGCACUGGCAACAAUAGAGUCCCCAAACCCAAACCCAACCCCAAACCAAAACCGCCGACUAAUUCCCAUGGGAGAAAGCCGUCUCAAUGGAGAAAAUUGCCUAAUUCCGAAAAUUAGUCUCCUGCUGGUGGAGCUUGCAAGAUGAGCACAUGCGAUAAACUUGAAGAUUAGGAAUCUUCAAAAUAAUAAAAAGUUGAAAUGUAUCGAAAUAAUAUAUAUGUUCUGAAAAUAAAAUUAUAGCUCAAUUAACAUAUGGAUUCUCUUCUUCAUUCUUUAUUAGCUUGUUGCACUAGGUACUCU
This is a messenger RNA of Striga asiatica, 537 nucleotides long. The record is from the annotation of a GenBank genome assembly. Lineage: Eukaryota; Viridiplantae; Streptophyta; Magnoliopsida; Lamiales; Orobanchaceae.